This is a messenger RNA of Guillardia theta CCMP2712, 1053 nucleotides long. RefSeq lists its product as hypothetical. Gene Ontology annotation, biological process: nucleotide-sugar biosynthetic process. The transcript is spliced from 16 exons. Gene Ontology annotation, molecular function: GDP-L-fucose synthase activity. The record is from RefSeq and is a predicted model, not a curated record. Bases 4 to 966 code for a protein of 320 amino acids. NCBI's taxonomy places the organism in Eukaryota, Cryptophyceae, Pyrenomonadales, Geminigeraceae.
AACAUGAUCAUGCUUACAGUGCUAGUCACGGGAGGAAGCGGACUUGUUGGAAAGGCGAUUGAGCGAAAGGUUCAAGGAGGCCGCUUUCUUGAGAUGGGGAUACAAUUCGUGUUCCUUUCCUCCAAAGAGGCAGAUCUAAGAAAUAUCACUGAAACUCGUCAAAUAUUUGAGCAAUACAACCCAACCUACGUCAUUCACUUGGCCGCAAGAGUGGGUGGUUUGUACAAAAAUUUAGUUUCGAAGGUCGAGAUGUUGAGUGAAAAUCUCUCAAUCAAUCAAAACGUGCUGCAAUGCUGCCAUGAAUUUGGAGUUACGCGCUGCGUGAAUGUUUCAUCAACAUGUGCUUUUCCGAACGAGAUUGCGAACUAUCCUUUGAAGGAGGAAGAUAUGCACAGUGGUCCGCCACACCCAAGCAAUGAGGGAUAUGCUUAUGCUAAAAGAGUGUCUGAAGUUCUGAUGCGAGCUUACAAUGAACAGUAUGGUCAUCGUUAUGUGACAGUUAUACCGACCAAUGUAUAUGGACCUCAUGACAAUUUUGAUAUUGAGGACGCUCAUGUUGUCCCUGGAUUGAUACACAAGUGUUACAAGGCAAAACUCCAAGGCACAAACUUGACUAUCUGUGGAAGUGGCAAACCUCUACGCCAGUUUAUUUUCUCUGAUGAUCUUGCCGAGCUUCUCUUGUGGACGCUGUUGCAGUACACUGGUUCGGAUUCUCUAAUCCUUGCACCUGAUCGUGUUGACGAAGUCAUGAUAUCAGAUCUCGCUUGUUUGAUUGCACAAAGUAUGAAAUUUGAUGAGGACAGAUUGAUUUUCGACGCUUCCCAAUCUGAUGGGCAGUUGCGCAAAACUGCAAGCAAUGAACGGUUACGGAAGAAUCUUCCCGGGUUUACUUUUACUCCCCUCAAACUUGGGAUUGAUGCAACGGUGAAAUGGUUUCUGGAGAAUUAUGAAUCUUGCCGAAGAUAGAUGAUGUUCAUCAAUACGUUCACGCAAAAUGUGCCGUUCAUUGACGUUUAAGGUUGCACAGAAUAAACUCAUGAUUUUGAACACGCC